Molecule: messenger RNA, 1098 nt
Organism: Pipistrellus nathusii (Nathusius's pipistrelle)
Lineage: Eukaryota; Metazoa; Chordata; Mammalia; Chiroptera; Vespertilionidae
Source: the annotation of a GenBank genome assembly
AUGCUGCCGCCCCUACCCUCCCGCCUCGGGCUGCUGCUGCUGCUGCUCCUGUGUCCCGCGCACGUCGGCGGACUGUGGUGGGCAGUGGGCAGCCCCUUGGUCAUGGACCCCACCAGUAUCUGCAGGAAAGCACGGAGGCUGGCAGGGCGGCAGGCUGAGUUGUGCCAGGAAGAGCCAGAAGUGGUGGCCGAGCUAGCGCGGGGUGCCCGGCUUGGGGUUCGAGAGUGCCAGUUCCAGUUCCGUUUCCGCCGUUGGAACUGCUCCAGCCACAGCAAGGCCUUUGGGCGCAUCCUGCAGCAGGACAUCCGGGAGACCGCCUUCGUCUUUGCCAUCACGGCUGCAGGCGCCAGCCAUGCAGUCACGCAGGCCUGCUCCAUGGGCGAGCUGCUGCAAUGUGGCUGCCAGGCACCCCACAGGCGGGCCCCAUCACGGCCCCCUGGCCUGCCAGGCACCCUUGGGCCCCCUGGCCUUGUGGGCUCCCCAGAGGGUAGUGCAGCUUGGGAGUGGGGAGGCUGUGGGGACGAUGUGGACUUCGGGGAUGAGAAGUCCAGGCUCUUCAUGGAUGCGAGGCAUAAGCGGGGAAGUGGAGACAUCCGAGCAUUGGUGCAACUUCACAACAAUGAGGCCGGCCGGCUGGCGGUGCGGAGCCAUACGCGCACUGAAUGCAAGUGCCACGGGCUGUCGGGCUCGUGCGCUCUGCGCACCUGCUGGCAGAAGCUGCCUCCGUUCCGGGAGGUGGGCGCGGAGCUGCUCGAGCGCUUCCACGGCGCCUCGCGUGUCAUGGGCACCAACGAUGGCAAGGCUCUGCUGCCCGCCGUCCGCAAUCUCAAGCCGCCGAGUCGCGCCGACCUGCUCUACGUCGCCGACUCGCCCGACUUCUGCGCCCCCAACCGGCGCACCGGCUCUCCAGGCACGCGCGGCCGCGCCUGCAACAGCAGCGCGCUGGACCUCAGCGGCUGCGACCUGCUGUGCUGCGGCCGCGGGCACCGCGAGGAGAGCGUGCAGCUCGAGGAGAACUGCCUGUGCCGCUUCCACUGGUGCUGCGUGGUGCAGUGCCACCAGUGCCUCGUGCGCAAGGAGCUCAGCCUCUGCCUCUGA